This is a messenger RNA of Kazachstania africana CBS 2517, 1020 nucleotides long. RefSeq names its product [acyl-carrier-protein] S-malonyltransferase (gene MCT1). The record is from RefSeq and is a predicted model, not a curated record. NCBI's taxonomy places the organism in Eukaryota, Fungi, Ascomycota, Saccharomycetes, Saccharomycetales, Saccharomycetaceae. The transcript has a single exon. Gene Ontology annotation, molecular function: [acyl-carrier-protein] S-malonyltransferase activity. Gene Ontology annotation, biological process: fatty acid biosynthetic process. Bases 1 to 1020 code for a protein of 339 amino acids. Gene Ontology annotation, cellular component: mitochondrion.
AUGAGGCUUAUUACUUUCCCAGGUCAGGGGACUCCAAUAUCGUUACCUAUUUUGAAGGCACUCGUUAGGAAUAAAGAAAAAGAAUUUCAAAAUAUUAUAGAUCGUAAUGGACCAAGGACAAAUGAUCUCUUGCAACACAUAUACCACCAUCCUUCAAGUCCAGGCAGUAUAGCAGUUUGUUCGAACUUGCUUUAUCAGUUAUACAAUCGACUAUCAACUGAAAGACUAAAUAAAAUCCCAACGAUAUUGCUGGGCCAUUCCCUUGGUGAAUUAACUGCUCUAUCCAUAAAUAGUCUUUUUUCGAUCAAUGAUCUCUUCAAGAUUGCGAACUAUAGGAACGAACUAAUGAUAAAAUACACUGAAAAAUAUCUACUAGCGCACAAAAUGAACCUAUCGACGAAAUUUGAAAUGUGGGCUAUCUCAUCACCAAACGCUACAAACUUGGCUAAUCAAAUCAAUAACCUACUACAAUCAUUGAAAUAUGUCACACCAACGAUAUCAAUAGCAAACGUGAAUUCAAUGAAACAAUGUGUCGUAACGGGACUCAUUGAAGAUCUAGAAAAACUUAGAAUUGAGUGUCAAACAAGUUUCCCCAAACUGAGAAUAACAGAAUUAACGAAUCCCGAUAAUCUAGCAUUUCAUAAUAAUACCGUAUUGGGAUCCAUCCAAGAACCGCUGUAUGAUUACAUUUGGGAUGUAUUGAAAUUAAGCGGCACAAACGUAAUAACAAAUUUAGAUUAUCCUAUCAUUUCAAAUUUAGAUGGUAAUGUCUCUUCUGUAGUUCAUUUUGCCAUUGAAAAAUUCGUCAAAUGCAGUAGCCAUACAGUACAAUUUACUAAAUGUUACGAUACUAUAAAUUUUAAUUACAGGAUAGACCAGAAUGUCCUCUGUAUGGGUCCAGGGAAUGUUAUAUUCAAUCUAAUAAGAAGAAAUUGUAAUUUUAAUAGAUGUUUUGAAUAUUCUUCAUUAGCUACUAUUGAUGAGUAUCAUAAUUACAAGAGUGAGAUUGCGAAUUUGUGA